Molecule: messenger RNA, 1804 nt
Organism: Medioppia subpectinata
Lineage: Eukaryota; Metazoa; Arthropoda; Arachnida; Sarcoptiformes; Oppiidae
Source: the annotation of a GenBank genome assembly
GAGAGUGUGUGUCAUGUCUUUCCUAACCUAUAAUCGCGGCAAUUGUUGCCAUUGUUUACAAUCAUUGUCUAAAUUAAUCAUAUUUAUAGCGUUGAUCUCAUUGUCAAAUGGCGAUCGCAUUAAACAAAAAAUUUAUAAACCAAUUGAAAGCAAUUACUUCUGCUUUCGACGACUCAAUGCCACGCAUCAGAUCGGAUGCCAAUCCAAAGAGGGCGGAAACGUUGGCGCCGUAUAUGUGAUCAACAACGAGACAGACAUGGAUCACGUGCUCAAUACCGGCCGACACUAUCCUUAUAUACCUGUGAUUACACCAAAAGAUUUCAAUUUAGAGACAUUGAAGCGAUUCAAGUCUUCGGAUCGGAUUACAGGCGUUUUAGUUCUGGACAUUAAGGGCGACGAGAGAAAGGCGCUGAAGAUAGAGGGCUUAUCACCGGACAAGACCUGUCCCAACGAUGGCUUCGGUCUCUACACGGGUGACAAAACUCACGACCACUGCGGACAACAAGAGUGGAAUUUGGCCGAAGGGCUGACCGAACGGCACAACGACGGCCUUAUGUUCAACGACUGGCCUUUUCCUAUAUUUUUGAUUAAAAACGAGACAAAUAUCGCCCAAAUCAGAGAUUGUUUUAAACGCUUUGGCGGACCCAACUAUCCCUUGUGUGGCGUCCAAUUGGAGGCGCCAAUGAAUGCGGCCAAGGAUUCUGUCUCUUGCGUUCGCCGGACAGCGCUUCAGAGGAGCUCUUAUUCUUUGAGUCAAACGUUUUUCUGCGACCCUUUGGGCGGACACAACAUAUUCAGUACACUCUUGUAUACCUCGAAAACCGACAAAAUAGCCGAUAAUUCGGUGAUUGUAUUGGCGGCCCGUUUGGACUCGUUCUCGAUGUUUGACAACGUGUCUCCCGGCGCCGACUCCGCGCUCACAUCACUGGUGACCCUUCUGGCCGUCGCGAAGACACUGAAUGAAUACAGAAAUGAUUUGCAACAGAAGGCAAACAAUCGCAAUGUUUUGUACGCUCUCUUUGAUGGCGAGGCGUUUGACUACAUCGGCUCCAGUCGUACCGUAUAUGACAUGAAUAAUGAUCGGUUUCCUGUGGACCCGAACUCCGAGAAAGAUUUGGCUCAACUCAAGACCAAACAUAUCUCACACUUCAUUGAAUUGAAUCAAUUGGCAACACAUGGAAACGAUGCCAUGCUUUAUAUUCAUAAAAAUCUUAAGUCUAACGUUAAGACAAAACAAUUAGUGGAUAAACUCAUACAAUACGGCACUCAAGUGACCGAAAUUGAAGACAACAGACCACUACCGCCGGCGUCGUUGCAGGUGUUCCUGAAGGAUAGCCAAGAGAUAGGAGGAGUGGUGAUCGCGAACCACAAGAAGGAAUACACCAAUAAAUACUAUAACAGUUUAUACGACGACAGCGUAAACGUCAACAUAAAUGAUACCAAAUUAGCCCAAAGACUGACUACCAUUGCCACCGCUGUCUCCAAAACCAUUUACGAGUUGAUAACUCAAGAAACCACUAAAGAUAUUACAGUUAACCAGACGUUUGUUGAAUCGCUAAUCAAUUGUUAUAUGAAUAACUCUGUCUGUGAUCUAUUCAAAUACGUGUCGGAGCCCACAGCCCAACGACUAAACGACUAUAUGGAUCCGUUGCCCACAUAUGUCGGUGUAUUUGGUUCGUCCACUAUGUCCUCCAUCUCCCGCGCGUACACUAUGUUAUUGCUGUCGCGAUAUACCGGCGAAGAGCACAGCGACAAGACCAAGGAUGAGUGCACUGAUCUCAAUAAAAAGAGCAUGGUUUGUUAC